AUGGACAUGAAUACCUUCCCCGCCAGCACAUACUGCGAAUCCAUCGUGCGCUUCCUGGAUGCCAUUGAGUACCAUGAUGACAACCUGACACACGAGGAGCGGGUCGAAGGCCUCCGUCAUGUUCAUUCCAAGACUGCACAAUACUUUACCGAGCCUCUUCCGAGAAGUAUCCUCAAAGGGGUGGCUCCCCGCCGGAUUGCUGCUGUCACUCGGACCAUUUCCCAUUUCAUCGUCUAUUGUUGGAGCAAGCUACCCCGGGAAGCUCAAGUAGACGUCUCCAUUUACCUGUCCAUCAUCAACGUGCUGGACGACGAGAUCAGCAGCGAACCCAGCACCCAGAUGACCAGCUUCUGGUCAGACCUGAUCCAGGGCAAGCAGCCGAAGCACCCCUUCUGGGUGCUGUUCAAUUCACAUCUGCCCCGUCUCCUCCGACACUACGGCAGCUUCUGCGCCUUCAACAUCAUGCGCUGCACAUUCGAUUACUUCGAAGGCUGUUGGAUCGAGCAGCACAAUUUCCAGGGCUACCCUGGCGCCGACUGCUACCCGUCGUUCCUCCGACGACUGAACUGCCUCGGCGGUGCUGUCGCAGGGACCAUCUUCCCCGCCGCCAAGUUCGAUGAGCAGAAGCUCUUUGCGCAGAUGUCUUGCGUGAUGGCGCAAAUCGACGGACCCGUCGCCCUGAUGAAUGAUCUGUUCUCUUUCUACAAAGAAUAUGAUCAGGACGAGGCCAAUCUGGUGAGCAACUGGUGCACUGUGGACGGAAUCACGAUGGACCAGGCCCUCACACGUCUCACCGACGAUACAAUCCAUGCUUGCGUACGGAUUCUGGAUAUCUUGAAGGACAAGGACCCGGACAUGCUGGCCACCAUCCGCGGGUUUAUCCACGGGUAUGCGACAUGGCACAUCUGCGACUUCAGGUACAGACUGCGGGAGAUCUAUGACCGCGAAGAUCUGCAAGAAUCGGGCGCCAGGUUCCGCGAGUACUUUGACAAGGCUAUUGAUGUGGGAUGGGUGGAUGUUGAAGAGUGGACUUGCCAAGUCCAGGGCUUUGAAGUCGAGGGGCCGGCCCCUUCGGGAUCUGAAGUACAGGCAUAUCAGGCCAAUGCAUUUGGGUUCUCGGUCGAUACACAGCGGCACCACAACAUAGAUUACGUGGGGAGUUCAAUACUUGGUCUGUUUGAAUGGGCGACGCGUUAUCUGAGGGGGAAACUCCCGCUAGGCAACGCAUAA
This is a messenger RNA of Aspergillus terreus NIH2624, 1230 nucleotides long. RefSeq lists its product as uncharacterized. The transcript has a single exon. The record is from RefSeq and is a predicted model, not a curated record. NCBI's taxonomy places the organism in Eukaryota, Fungi, Ascomycota, Eurotiomycetes, Eurotiales, Aspergillaceae. Gene Ontology annotation, molecular function: trichodiene synthase activity. The coding region runs from base 1 to 1230 and encodes 409 amino acids. Gene Ontology annotation, biological process: sesquiterpenoid biosynthetic process.